CCUUCCGACCCCCCCCUCCAUCGGCUUCGACUCGGCUGAAGGCGAAGCAAAAAGAGAGGGAGAAAUGAAAAAAAAAAAAAUUACCCUCAUGAAUAAUGAACCCUGUUAUUGAUCCUGUGCUUACUCGACUACCUCUCUCUUCCUGGAUUUGCCUACCAAUACGACCUGGGACUGGUUCUGCUAUGAGCGAAUCGUCGCCUCCAGUCCUGCCUUUUCUUUUUUAUUAUUUUUUUUCCCUCACUCUCUGUUAUUCCGCCAGCGAAAAGGAUCGACACGGGACUCUGCGGACCAAUUUAGGACGUACAUCAUUUUCCAGCCACGUCCCCUUCUCACCCCUCUCGUGUCUGUCUCCUGCCAUGCCCUUUUUCUUUUUUCUUUUUUCAUUUUACCGAGUCAGGUCUCAUCCACAAUGAGCCUUAUGGUCCCGUAGUUAUCAAGUCCUUGUCCAUUGUCUAGUCUCGGCCAUUUACCUGUUGAACGGCCUUGGUUCAGCUCCAGUAAACCACCCGUAAACUACGUAUCCAACUGCCGCAUAGUGGGUGCUUCAACCGCGUGCGCAGUAGAACCUCACCCCCCUCUGUCUACGACUUCCGCGUAUCUCGCCUCUUGUACU
Molecule: messenger RNA, 613 nt
Organism: Aspergillus brunneoviolaceus CBS 621.78
Lineage: Eukaryota; Fungi; Ascomycota; Eurotiomycetes; Eurotiales; Aspergillaceae
Exons: 1
Coding region: 96-413 (105 amino acids)
Source: RefSeq, a predicted model, not a curated record